Messenger RNA from Microplitis mediator, 8564 nucleotides. It is a transcript of the gene per, whose product is annotated as period circadian protein. The record is from RefSeq and is a predicted model, not a curated record. The transcript is spliced from 15 exons. Gene Ontology annotation, molecular function: transcription cis-regulatory region binding; transcription corepressor binding. Gene Ontology annotation, biological process: negative regulation of transcription by RNA polymerase II; circadian regulation of gene expression; entrainment of circadian clock by photoperiod. Gene Ontology annotation, cellular component: nucleus; cytoplasm. Lineage: Eukaryota; Metazoa; Arthropoda; Insecta; Hymenoptera; Braconidae. Bases 268 to 3846 code for a protein of 1192 amino acids.
UGUGAGUACAAACUUCGUAAGGUGCAGAUCUCCAACGAUAAAUUUAUUGUAACAUUAUUAUAAAUAUGAAAUGUUAUAAUAAUUUAUUGUAGUAUAAAUAAAAUUAUUUUACAAAUUUUAUUAUAGUAUAAGUUUAUAUAAUAUAAGUAAUAGUAAUUAACAAGUGAUAGACAGUGCAUGUGAUUUAAUUGAUUAGUGUAUAAAUGUUAUGUGGGCAUUAAAAAAAAUAAUUUAAAAAUAAGUAAUUAGUAAUUAAAAGUGAUUAAAAUGUCGAACGAUAAUGCUAAAGUUUCGGAUUCGGGGUAUACAAAUACUUGUGAACACAGCCAAUCCCAGCAAAAAAGUGGAAGUUCACCCUCUAAUAAAAACAGCAAUCGUUCAGGAAGCAGUGGUUAUUGUGGUGAUCAUCCUUUCAAUUCUGGUAUCAGCAAUGAGGCGCUUACUCAGCCAAUCAGCGAGACAAAAGAUAAAGAACACCAGAAGAAGAAAUCAAAGACAACAACGCCUCUUGGCAGUGGUACAAAAUCAGCCCUAAAAAGUGUAGGCCAACAGACCAAGACUGGUCCUUCUACAGUAGUCUCAAAUAUAUUAGAUCAAAAGUUUGAAAAAUCAGAAGAAGUAGGUAAUGUAGAGUUGGUGGAUGCUAAGGAACCUGGCGAACACAAUGGCGAUUCAAACUUCAUCAUACCCAAGAGAGAAAUUGUUUCUCAAAUCAAUUCUCCGGACAGUAUCAGCCCAAAAUUAAAUGAUGGGUUUUAUACGGUGGUUUCGUUGAAUGACGGACUCAUACUCUAUUCGUCAAGUUCUCUACAAACGGCACUUGGUUACCCAAAAAACAGUUGGCUCGGUUGUUCAUUCAUUGACUUUAUUCAUCCAAAUAACAGAAAAUUAUUUAUGGAUAAACUUUCCGAUGGAAUUUUUCUAUUAUUAAACAAUCGUCAAGAAAAUAUCAACGAACAACGAACAAAUUUCUUUUGCAAUUUACAAUGUAAUCCGCACAAUAUCCAGAAAAAUGAUGAUUCAGAUGCUAACCAAAAAUCAUUACAUCAAAUUCAAAUAGUAACAGAUAAUGAAAAUACAUCAAUAAAAACAUCAGCCUAUUUACCAUUUCAUAUGAGUUUGUGCUUCAAAAAUUUUCUUGAAUCUAUGGAAAAUGCACAUUCAUCUACAAUGGCUUUAAUAAUAAGAUCUGAGCCAAUACUUUCUGCUUAUGAAGCAGCAGAAAAUAAAAUAACCUCAUUUACAACUCGUCACAAUGCAAACUGCCGUUUUACUCAUCUCGACAACGAGGUGGUCCAGUAUUUCGGUUACUUACCUCAAGAUAUGAUGGAACGCUCAGUCUUCGAUUACUAUCAUCCAGAGGAUAUGCCUUCUAUCAAAGAGAUCUACAAGACUAUUAUUAGACUUUCUGGAGCGGCUUUCAAAUCGAAACCAUACAGAUUUUAUAUUCACAAUGGAGAAUAUAUUUUAUUGGAGACCGAGUGGUCGGCGUUUGUCAAUCCGUGGGAGAAAAAAAUUGAAUUUGUUAUAGGUCAACACCGUGUUCUUCGUGGUCCGGUUGAUGUAAACAUAUUUCAUCAAACUCAGCAACAAUUAUCAAUGACUAAUAUAAUGAAUGAUAAUUUGAGUGAAGAAGUUUUGAUUAAAUCAAGGAUCAUUGAGGGCGAGAUCUGUGCCCUCCUUGCUGAGAGAAUCCAAAGCUGUACUUUCGAUGGUGGCUCGGCUAUAAAAUUCAAAGAUAUCGCAUCAUUUGUCGAAAACAAGACUUGUGAUAACGAUAAGAAUUCAUUGCCUACAUCUAGGACAUCUGUAAUGGAUACGGAUGAAAAGAGAUUUUCGAAACGUGAAGGUGUGAUGGCGGGCGAGAUUUCAUCUCCUCAGAAAUGCAGUGGCACUAAAUCAUCAAGUGAAACACCGCUGACUUACCAUCAAUUAAAUUAUAAUGAUAAAAUCGAAAGAUUUUUCAACAGCAAACCGAUAGUUAAUAUUGGGUCCGUCAUCGAGGAAAAAAUAUUUCACUCCAAUUCUCAAACUUCAAAUUCAAGUCCAAGAAAAAAUGGUAGCGGUGGCAGUGGAAGUGGAGAAUAUUUCAGCAACGGCUCUAAUAAUUUAUGCAGUGGCAAAGAUAGAUUUAAUAAUAAUAGUAAUUCAACUUCGACAGAUAAUUUUCAGGCAAUUCCUCUUACUGAAAUAUUACUUAAAAAGCAUAAUCAAGAUAUGGAACAACUUAUGGUUCAAAAACAUAAAAAACGUCAGUCAAAUAUUAAGACUGGAAAUUCUCAUAAAAAUAAUAUUAAAAAUGAUGAUAAUAUUAUUAUUAUUAUUAAUAAUAAUAACAACAAUAAUAAUAAUGUUACUGAAGAGGCAAAAUUAGAAAAAACAAAAGAUAAAAAAAUUCAAGAUAAAAGUCGAAAUGGAAAACGCAAUGGCUGUCUAAUUCUCGAAGAUGAACAUGUUAAGGUACCUAGAUAUAAUGGGACCAAUAAAAAUACGGAAAAACUCUUGGUAAAAAAACACAGAGAGCGAUUGUCAAGUGGAAAAACCAGUAGAAUGGAUAUAAAUACUCAAAGACUACACAUUGAAUCUGAAGAAUCAGAGCUUACAAAUUCUUGGAGUAGACGUGAUAGGAAACGCAAAUCUGGGCAUGUUUGUAAAGAAGAACUUUUUAAGAUACCAAUGAAGAAUAAAAGAUAUAGAAGUAGCACUAAAAAUAAUAAUGCAACAUUGUGUGUGAAAACAAAAAUAGAUAAAUUUGUAUUAAAUGAAGUGCGAACAAAUAACAACACGUGGUCGCAACUGCCUUCAACUUAUCAAAAUACAUUACAUCCUUCUGGUUUAAAUCAAAUACCAAUUUACUAUGCACCUGUUGCACAUAUACAAAUUGACAAUAAAAACAUGGAAUCACAAUCAGCUCUGCCACAAUAUUCGAGUGUAUCAUUCGGCCAGUAUCAGUAUCAGUAUCAGUAUCAGCAGAGUCCAUAUGUAUCGUACCCAACAUCGUAUGGCGGAAUAAUGUAUCCAACAAUAAUUAGUGGUGCUGGCUCAGCACCAACUCAAUUUACUUAUCCUUCUAUGAUGGCUCAGGGUCCAAGUCAAUUAAAUAAUUUGCAAAAACCUGUUACUUCAUUAUCGGGGAAACAUUCAACGGAACUAAAAUGGCCGAUAGGCCAAGAUACUAGUGUCAAAGCUGAACUCGGUAGUAUUAUGGCAACCACAGAGUCGUCGAAAAAAUUAUAUUCACCUAGUUAUCACUACUCGUCUUGUGUCAGUAUAUAUGAUAGAAAUGGACAAAAUGAAUCGAGUAUUGAAGAUUCAAGUGAUUCCAGUUUUUAUGGAAGUUAUUUGACGACCAGCACUAACAGUAGUUCUAAUUGCAGUGAGAAUGAUUACACUGCACGUAUUUCAAAGAUAAAUGCAUUGAACAAUGGUGGGGGCGAGUCGACAAACAGACGUUUUGGGAUGAUAAGUAGUUUAAAAAAUGAAACGGCACAGCAUAAUAUGGAAGCAACUACAUCUUCACUGCAAAAGAAAGGCUUGCCGUGGUAUCACAGUGUACAAAUGACACCUGAAAUAAUUUAUAAUUAUCAAAUGUCUCCGAAAGAUUUAAGUGAAGUUCUUAAAGACGAUCUCGAAAAACUAAAGACAUAUAAACAACCACAUCUCGUAAGUGAUCAGAUAGAUCAGCUUUAUCUUGACCAAGAACUCGAGAGUUUUAGCACUAAACUAAUUUUGGAUAGCGGCAACUCGUCACGUGACUACGAUUCUUUUAACCAGAGCACUAAUUGUACAUCUUACGUUUUGUCUCAGGUGAAACACGAAUGCACAAUUUUAUACGAAAAGAAAUGAAGAGUAAUGUGUGCGCAAUUAUAUAUGAAGAAGAUGCACCUUUACCAUUAUUAGCUUAACCAUAACUAAUUUAUCCUCAUUAAUUUUUAAUUACACUCAUUUUUUUUUUUUUUUUAAUACACGGAUAUUGUUUUUUUAAUAGUAAUUUUAUAUAUUAGCCGUUAGUAUUUAUAUGAAUUUUUUAUCAACAUAAUAUGAGACGAAUUCUAUGUAAAUUUUUUUUUUAAUUGGUAUAUAUUUUCAUUUAAAUAUAUAGUAAAUGAAUUAUUUUCAACAUUUAAUGUUGAAUCAGAUGAUUGGAAUAGAGGUUUGUUGAAUGCUCUUCUUGGAUUCAAUGACAGCGGAAAAAGUUUAUUUUAAUCGUAUUUUUUUUUUUUACAAUAAAUAUAUUGAUUGGAUUAUGUUUUCUUUUAUGAGGUCGCAUAAAUUUAUAAUUUAAAAAUCAUUAAAUUGAUAUCGUAUCAAUUUUUUUAUUCAAGUAUGAAAACGUAAUUACAGUAGAAUAUUUUAAUGAAAUAUUGACUUUUAAUUAUUAAUUACAAGUAUUAAAAGCUUUGGAAGAUUUAAGAGAUUUUUGUGAGGAUGAUAGUUUGUUGUGUGGCAAGCAAUAAAUUAAGACGAUUUUAGACGAAGAUGACGUUAACCCUCCGUACGUCACGCGGUCCCGCCAGCCUUCGUUCCACCGCCAUGUAUUUAACCUUUAAACGGUAACCCCGGUCUGACAGACCGCUAAUCAAAUUUAAAAAUAACUAAAGUGUAUAAUAUCAUUAAAUCAUGUUUUUUUAUGAAGAUAUAAUUUUGGCAUUACCUGUAGCGUGCAAAUUUUUGGGCUUACCGUUUAAAGGUUAGUAUUGUGGUGUUGCCAAGUAUCGUAACUAUGAUUUUUUUUAAAUUUGAACCACAAGCUUAUACGACUAGAUAAUUGUAAUUUUUGUAUUAAAUACAAAUAUUGAAAAAAAGAGAUGAAUUAAUUGAUUAAGUUAUAAAUUAAGCUGAUGGUAAUUGGCAACACUGCGGCAGAAAAUUAAACGUCCGAGCUUUCAUUUAUCCGAUACUGAAAAGUAUAGUAGAAAAACUCAUAAAGUUUCAAAAGACUAUGAAAUUUAUAAUCUUUUAAUAAAAAUUGCGGCUCUGCCCUUAUAGCAAAGCGGACGAAGGGUCAAUGGGCCGAGCCGAAGGCGGGAUCUGACUCUUAUCUACACGAAGUAUAAAAUCGUGGUUUAUUACGUGCCAUAUUUUACAAAAAAAAAAUUCUUGACUGAAAGUAAAUAUUCUUGAUUCAAGACAAUUUUUUUUAGAACCUCAAAUAAAGUAGAAAUCUCCUUUGACCAAGACAAGUUCUCUUGACUCAAAAAAUUUUGACUUGGUUCCUGAAAACGUUUGUCUUCCAAAAUAUUUUCUUGAGUCAAGAUAACUUUUUUUAUGUGUACUUUUUUUUCUUAUUGGAUAAUUUUUCCGCGAUGGUCACGUACCAAAUUCUGUAGUAUUGGUUUUUUUCUCAAAUAUUAUUUUUGCUUAGUUGAAUUUUUCAUAGGGUAACUUGAUCAAUAAAUGGAUGACCCUCAAUAAUUAGGCGAAAAAUGUUUUAUUAAAUUUCGCUAAGAAUAUUUUAUGAAUUCUUAUAAAAAGUACUGAAUUUCUGAUCAAUUCUGAUAAGAAAAUUUUAUAAGAAUUUAUCGGAAUGGUUAAACAGAGCGUUUAUAGGAAUGUUGCGUCUAUUUACUGGAGAUAUUAGUUUUUCCUCAGUUUUUCCGUUUUUAUUAUAUACUACAAUUUUUUAUACUACUUUUAUAAUUUUUUCGAGUUCCUUAUGAAUUUUUAUGUAAAUAUAACAUAACUGAAAUAUUCACCAAUAUUUUAUUAUAUUAUUUCUCUAAAAAACCGAGAGACAGCUGAACAAUCCAUUUAUUGGUCGACUUACUUUAAUCUGCAUUGAAAGUUAGAAUUUCAAUGCACUCAAAGAUUAGAACCCGACUGGUUACUGUUCUGCACCGUACUGAGUCGGGUGCAGAACAGUAACCAGUCGGGUUCUGAUAUUGCCAUGUGUUUAAAGCCAUUCAUAAUAAGAUAAGUAAGACCAAGAGCGCAUGAAUUAUAAUGUCAGAAUGGUUGGUUAUAAUGGCAUCGUAUAAAUAUUCUGAUGUUCACCCCGCGUAAAAAUAAAUUUGUUCCAAAAAGAUUUAAAAAAAGUUCGACAUGUAGAACUUAUAAGUUUGAGACAGAUUAGAACUUCAAGUUUAACUUUUUCCGAACUUUUAGAAUUUUAAUAGUAGAAAAUAUAGUUGAUUUCGAAUUUUAUAUGGUCGAACUUUUUUGGAAUCUUUUUGGAACGAAUUUUUUUUUACUCGGGCCAAAUUAGUAUAUUACACACCAAGGGAGGAAAGUAGGACAUUCUAACCCUUGGGUAUAAUUGCCUACCCGAGCUGAAGGAAAGGGUGGCAAACACGCAGAUUGGGAUGUCCUACCUUCCUCCGUGGUGUGAAUACGAUUUUUUAUCAGACCUGUACAUGAAAAAAAGAACGACUUCCUUCCCUUUGAACAGGGCAGGAAUUUAAACUUUCGGUGCAGCUAUGGUGAAAAACUUAUUUAGCGGGUAAAAAUCAAACAUUUUCUACCGGCAAAAUAAAAUUGGCCUGAAAUCGGCUCCUUUCGACUGCCUACUCCAGCCGAAGGCAAACACGCGAAUUAGGACGUCUUAACUUAUUCAGUGGUGUGGAACGUAAGAGACCCAGUACCCGAUCAGGGAACUAGUAACCGAUUACUCAUGUAUUUGUAUAUCUAUAUAUACUAAAUUUUAUCAAAUAUACAAAUUCAGGGAGCGAUCGAGUACUAGUUCCUUGAUCGGGUACUAGGUCUUUUACCUUAUACUAUUUUUCACCACAUCUGCAACGAGAAUUCAAAAUUUCUGUCAUUUUUUCACAAAAAGUUGGCGUAUUUAUAUAAUCAAUUUUUCCAUUAAAAAAUAGUACAUCUUUUUUCUCGUCAAAAAGACAGGAAUUUGAACUUUCCGCGCAGGUAUGGUGAAACAUUUUUGCAUCCAAAAUAGAAGAAUAAGUAAGCAAUAUAGCAUUCGCGGUAUAACGAUAAGUUUUAAAUUUUUGGUUUCAUUACAGUACAAUCUGGUUAUAAGUUUAUCGGCUAUAUGUUACUUCGCGAAGAAGAUUAAAUCUGCGGUCCUUUUAUAAGUUAAUAAAGUAUGUACGUAGAUAAUAAUUAAUGUAACGGGACCUAAGUCCACCUCCGCCGACCGGAAGCCGUUUCCUCACCCUUUUGGGCAUACACGCGCUGCGUUAAACCCUAUACCUCUACCAUAAUAUUAUAAAAGCGAAAUGUGAGCAUAAGCUCACAUUAGGUAACCCGUUAGACAUGCAAUGCAUGUGGAUGCCUCACCUCCAGCCACCACGAGUCCAACCUCACUUGGGCCCAUCUCAUUCUGGUCGAAGUGGGACUUGGAAUGGACCCCCCGUGGUACCAAUUCCCUGUAUUGGUCUUCAGGUUUAGUUGCAGAUUAGUUGUGAGAUGCAACUUCUUCUCAAUACCCUAAAAAGGGUUUCUUCCACUUAUAAUCACUAAGAUUUCAGACAUGCCAUUAUACACACUUGCUCUCAUCCAUCACUUGGUGAUAUCUUAUCUACGAGUUUUUUCGGGCGCCAUAAUCUUUUGAGACAGAUCACCGCGGGGUUUGGCCCACUCGAGAAUGUACGUAGAUAAAUGAGAUACGUCAACUAACUUAUAACAGGAUUGCGGGUUCAAACACAAACACGACACAUGCAUAUACAGAAAACCCAGUGAUCGCGGAGUAAAAUAUAGCAGUAGGGGAAAGCCAUUUCCAAAAACUUUUGUUCCCUAUUGCUCCUAACAGCUACUUAUAACCAGGCUGUACUGUAUACUUUACUUUUAAAUUAUAAAAUGGUGACUUAAAUUAGUUUAGAAAAAUAGGAUGUAAUUUGUUAAAUAGAUAUACAAAAAAUAUGAUGAACCGUAUACUGUGUCAAAAGUACCCGGAUCUAGUGUUCGAUCCCAGGGUUCGUUACAUUUUAAGAAAAAAAAAAACCAGUCAAUACAAAAAUUAGAUUUUUCAAUCUUCUUCAAAGCGGUAAAAUUCAAUAUUUAAAAAUAAGUUUUUAUAAUUAAAUACUGAUCCAAUCUAUUUGUUCAACUGCAGAAACUCAAAGCUAAGAUUUCAAAUAAUGUCAGUCAGUAUAUUUUCAAAUGAAUCAUACAAAUAAUAAGUACUAUUGCAAUCAUCAAUAAAAACAAGUGCUUUCGAUAGAAUCUGAUACAUUUACAAUAGUCAAUAUUUAUAUACCGAUUAAAAUAGGAAAAUAUAAUCUCUCAAUCACGUUAAAAUAAUAUACAAAUCAUUAUAGUAUCGAUAAAUAACGAAAUUAUUUAAUACAGCGAUUUUAAAAGUAAAUAUAUCGAAACAAUAAAUAGAUAUCCGAAACAAAUAAAUAACUAGGGACCAACUAAACAAUAUAUAUUUUUUGCAUUUACAAUUAAUAAUAUAAAUAAAUGAGUUAUCAAACUGAUAUUUAAUUAAAAUAGAUUACCGAAUAACAAACUCGAAAUAACGUGUGACUUAUACAACCCAUGUUUACUUUAUAUAAUCAAUCGGACGAAUUUACAUAAUAUAACAUAAUAUUCUUGUAUCAUCUACAUUUAUUUAUAUUUAAUAUAUAUAUAUAUAUAUAUAUAUAUAUAUAUAUAUAUAUAUA